UUAUUGAAGUUGCGGUGUCUUUAAUUGUGACUGGGGAUGUUGAGGGUUUUUGUGCUGCCCUGAGUCUGAGGAUCGGAUUCGAGUGAGUCGACGAUAAGUCACGACUCAGCGUUGCCGCUGUCUGCCUCUUUAAAAUCUGCGCCAUAGCAUUUACUCAUCCCUGCCCUUCCUUUCCUUAAAAUUCAUUUUAGCUGUUCAAAAUGAACGACUCUUUUUAAUACUCCCUUCCUCCAUUAUAAGUACCCCCUUCAAGGCAUUCACGCCCUCUCCACCCCCCCCAACCAAAAAAAAAUAAAAAAUCAUAAUCUCAUCUCGCCACGCUUUUCACUUUUCAGACCCCUCUCCGUACAAUUUGUUCCUUCCAUGUGACAUGCACGUGAUCUUCCUCCUCCUCCUCCACUUGAACACAUCAUUUCUCUUCUGUUCCUUCGUAUCAAGUCUCUGAUGGCUUCGCCGCCGCCGCCUUUGUUUUAUGGCGUUGUGGGAGGAGGGGCUGUUAACUUCGACGAAAAUUAUAACACUAGUGACCGCUCGCAUUCUUCCUCGUCGAUCGACAAUGUGAAGCCGAGUAUUAUUGUCAUAAUUUUGAUCCUUUCUAUAACUGUGCUUCUCUCCGUCUCUCUUUAUCUCCUCCUUCGCCACCUCAAUCGCCGAUGCUUGAGUCGUGUCUUUCGUUCUUCUGCCUCCAAUAUCACCGCCUCCGCCAGCCACCGUGUCACUCCUGAACAAUCGCCGGCGCCUUCGUUCCUAGAUUCUCUCCCUAUGUUUACCUUCUCUUCCAUUACUCGCCGCUCCAACAACGGCUCAACGGUUUCCGGAGAUUGUGCCGUUUGCUUGUCGAAGUUUGAACCGUUGGAUCAACUUCGGCUGCUUCCUCUCUGUUGCCACGCGUUCCACGCUCAAUGCAUUGAUGCUUGGCUCACUACAAACCAGACUUGUCCUCUUUGUCGCUCGUCUCUAUUCGCCUCCGAGUCCGAUCUUAUGAAGGUUUUACUUCAGUCGUCCAACGCAGCCUGUGCAAUUACAAGUGGCGGUACCGAUAGUUUCCGGCUCGAGAUCGGCUCUAUCAGUCAGCGGCAAACAGGCUCUGACUCCGGUGAUCAGAGACGGUCUUAUUCCAUUGGAUCCUUCGAUUACAUUGUCGAGGAAGAAUCGCAGCUGAAUAGGAACCAAAUACACCAGAGAAAUAUGUCCGAUAAAGAAGAGGUUGGAAGAGCUGAGGCAAUAUCUGAAGCGAGCCUCGCCGCGGAGGUUGCUAACGGAAGAAGUCGGCUUAAGGAGUACGUGGACAGGCUCUCUUUUUCGUUAUCAUCUCGUGCCAUGUCAUUUCGUAGCUCAGGAAGGUUAGUCACCGGGAGCAGCGGCCGAAGCGACAUAUCCGGUGCCGAUGGAGAUUACGACUUGGAAGCCAAUCGUAUCGGCGAGGAGAUCAGCGAAAUGUUUCGCUGGUUCUCGGGGGUAUAAAAGAUCAAACGACAGAGAGAAUUGAGAAAUGGAGUGGACAUUGCAAAACAUUUUAGAGCAGUGCAGCAUGCAGCCAGGUGAAGCUGUUUUUUUUACCAUUUUAUCCGCUUUAAAAAUGCCUUUUUUAACAAUUGACAUUGGAAAACUGGAGGGAUUAAAUAUUGGAGUAUAAUUAAAUUUUUACAGGGGGUCAUUUUUAUGUUAUAACUACUUAUAGUCAUGAUAAAAUUUGUUUACACCGAAA
Molecule: messenger RNA, 1708 nt
Organism: Gossypium arboreum
Lineage: Eukaryota; Viridiplantae; Streptophyta; Magnoliopsida; Malvales; Malvaceae
Product: E3 ubiquitin-protein ligase ATL4-like
Exons: 2
Coding region: 445-1464 (339 amino acids)
Source: RefSeq, a predicted model, not a curated record